Messenger RNA from Panonychus citri (citrus red mite), 2170 nucleotides. Its product is annotated as apoptosis-inducing factor 1, mitochondrial-like. Gene Ontology annotation, biological process: mitochondrial respiratory chain complex assembly; apoptotic process. Gene Ontology annotation, cellular component: mitochondrion; cytoplasm. Lineage: Eukaryota; Metazoa; Arthropoda; Arachnida; Trombidiformes; Tetranychidae. The transcript has 3 exons. Gene Ontology annotation, molecular function: protein dimerization activity; FAD binding; NAD(P)H oxidase H2O2-forming activity. The record is from RefSeq and is a predicted model, not a curated record. Bases 105 to 1979 code for a protein of 624 amino acids.
CCCUUAUGCCUCACAUGUUCCAAUCGGUGAUUUGGUUUUGGUUUUUUGUUUGGGUUAAUUGUUUAGCUAAAUUGUUGGACUAAAUUGGUUUAUUAAUUUUAACAAUGAGAUCCACACACAGUUUGUUGACUCAUGGCCGUUGGGUGAUUCUAGGAUCCGGCAAAGGUACAAUCAGCCAGAAGUUUGUUCCCAAUUGCAGUUUGUCUUAUUCCUCUUGUGGUUUACUGAGAAAUAAAAUUGCCCGAGGAACAGCUCAGUCUUUGCGAGAACGAUCAACUCUUAGCAGGAACUAUAACCUUAAUGUUAAAGAAGAUAAAAUAAUUAAUUGUACCAAGAAUCGAUGGACUCAUUCCUCUUCAUCUUCAAAGGAUAAUUCAUUUAUUAAGAUUCUUUUGGCUGGUGCUGGUGCCGUGGUCGUUGGAUCAGUGGUCUACUUUUCAACCCAAUCCACUGAGAAACCUAAGAAAGAAACAAGCCAACCCAAAGUAGACACAAUCCUAAUUAAACCCAAAAUUGAAAACUUACCCGAUUCUAUUGAUUAUCUUAUAAUCGGCGGAGGAACUGCUGCAUUUUCGGCUUUUAGAUCUAUUCGUGCCAAUGAUCCCAAGGCUAAAGUUUUAGUAAUCACCGAAGAAAAGUACAAGCCUUACAUGUCGCCGCCAUUGUCCAAGGAAUUAUGGUUUAGUGAGAAAGAAUUAUCUGAGAAAUUGACCUUUCGCCAAUGGAAUGGCCGUGAAAGGUCCAUUUUCUAUGAACACCCUGAAUUCUAUGCUGAUCUAAAAACAUUGGCAGAGUCGGAAACUGGUGGAGUGACGGUUGUUAGUGGUUAUAGAAUCACUCAGCUUUCCCCGUUGGAGAAAAAAGCUUUCAUUGACAAUGGUCAAUCUAUUGGGUACAAAAAAUGUUUAAUUGCCACUGGUGGUCAUCCUAAAAAUCUGGAGAUUUUCGAGAAAGCAUCAGAUGAUGUCAAAGAGAGGAUUUUACUUUAUAGAAAUGUCGAUGAUUUCUUGAAACUUAAGAAAAUAAGUGAUUCCAAAAAGUCAAUUACUAUCAUUGGAGGUGGACUUCUUGGUAGUGAAUUAGCUUGUGCACUUGGCCGUCGAUCGCAAAUCCUCAAAAGUCCUUCUGAGGUGAACCAAGCUUUCCCUGAGGCAGGAAAUGUUGGAAAAUUGUUGCCAGAAUAUCUUAGUCAAUGGACGAUGGAAAAUAUAAAAAAAGAAGGUGUCAAUAUCAUUCCAAGCGUUGAAGUUGUGGGAGCUCGUAGACACAAUGAUAGAUUGACCUUACAACUGAAUAAUGGGACUUCAAUAGAGACUGAUUAUGCUGUGGUGGCCGUUGGGCUACAACCGAAUGUGGAUUUAGCCGAAUCUGCUGGACUUGAAGUGGACAAGGUUCACGGAGGUUAUUUGGUCAACUCGGAACUACAGGCAAGAAGUGACAUAUGGGUCGCUGGUGAUGCAAGUUGUUUCUAUGACAUGAAAUUAGGCAGAAGGAGAGUUGAACAUCAUGACCACGCCGUCAUCAGCGGGAGACUCGCGGGCGAGAACAUGACUGGAGCAAGUAAACCUUACAAACAUCAAUCAAUGUUCUGGUCUGAUCUUGGACCUGAUAUCGGUUUCGAAGCCAUUGGUUUGAUAAACUCUUCAUUGCCCACAGUUGGAGUGUUUUCUAAACGCGAGAAACCUCUAGAAAAAGAAUAUGAUACUUCGGUAGAUGACAAACCUCGUUCUCCUCAACCAGGCGAUGAAUAUGGCAAAGGUUUGAUUUUCUACCUGCGAGAUAAUAUUAUUGUUGGAAUCGUUCUAUGGAAUGUAUUUGAACGAAUUUCCAUCGCUAGAAGAAUCAUUUCUGAAGGAAAACCUUAUGAAGAUUUGGUUGAAGUUGCAAAGCUUUUCAAUUUAGAAGGAAAAUCAGAGGAUAAAUUGACAGAGAAGGAAAAUGAUACUAUUAAUGAAUCAGAACAAUCGGAGAAAAAUUAAUGACACUACCAAUCAACUACAAUGUAUCUCUAUUAUUAUUAUGAUUGCUAAUAAUUUAGCAAUGAAUUUAUACUUGAUCAGAUAAACUGACGAUUUAUGAUCAAAAGUAAAGUAAAGGUUAGUAAACUUGUAAAUUAAAUUGUUAUAAUUGUUUCUAAAAAGAAAAUAAAUGGUUUAGUGAUUUAAUCUUA